AAUUCCAAUGGUUAUGUACCCUUUAGCUUCGUUCUCAACCGAAAAAAUUGUAGGACUAUCACUACCAAGAUGCGGGCAACUUUCUGUGCAAUAUGUCUACUUAUAAUAGUGACCUCUAUUUCAACCAAACAGAAAUUCAAAUGUGAAAUUCCGUCAAGUCUACGUCCUCUUCCGCCUAGUCAAUGGGAACCUGCUCUUGCUGUUAUGAGAUAUCUGAAAAUAGCAGUGCCUCGGGAUCAAAUAAUAUGCAUUGUGAAGUUGCCACUGGUGGGACAAGCGUACACAGUACAGUAUGUAAGCGGCGGGGGAGCUGGGUACUGCAUCCGUUCGUUUUGGUUAAAACCGAAUAAAGAAAAUGAGACGAGUAUACCCGACUGUACGGCAUAACAAAUGUAUUGGAAGUGAUUAUCCAACAAUUUAGAACCCAAUGGAUAAAUAAAAGUGAACACAAAAAUAUA
Messenger RNA from Hermetia illucens (black soldier fly), 458 nucleotides. RefSeq lists its product as uncharacterized. Lineage: Eukaryota; Metazoa; Arthropoda; Insecta; Diptera; Stratiomyidae. Bases 70 to 387 code for a protein of 105 amino acids. The transcript has 3 exons. The record is from RefSeq and is a predicted model, not a curated record.